AUGCCUGUGCCUGGAGCCUACGAACCAGAACUUGAGUUUUCAGAUCCUUCGGCUGUACGCGAGACAGCCCUUUUCUCAUUCAACCCACUCGUGUACUUGUAUUUCAUGCUCUCAUUCUUGAUUGUGCCCUAUCCACUUUAUUGGUGCAUUGCCAGACGAUUGAAUUGGGAGACAAACGAAAAAUCAAUGGCACGACAUUGGAGUGAUAUGUUCCAUGGCUUCUCCUAUGGCACGCUUUUGUUUGUGUUUGGCAACUAUACGCAUGCAUACAGCUGGAUCACAGUGGUUGCCUUUUACCCGAUGUUGUUUGGCUAUGGAUGGAUUGCCGAGUUACCCUUUACUAAGACAUCAUUGCCCAACAUUAAGAAUUGGCCAUUUGGCAUGUGGGCUGUAUUUUUGACAGCGAUUGUGAUCAUCCUUGCUUUUGCAGCUUUCCAUAUUUAUUGGGCAGCCAUUCAUCCCUUACCUUUCGUGAUUUACUAUGUAUGUGCCUUGCUGAUCCCAAUCUUCUUUUUUGUCCUCUCGUUUGCUAUUAUCAAGGAAACCAAUGAGAAUUGGUCAAGGACAAAGAUUUAUCGCAUUCGUGUGUGGAUGUUCACUCCCAAAAAGACGGCACCCAAACCACCUUCUCCUGCUGCACAAGAGGAAGGCCAAGCUGAUUCCGCCGCUGUUGGUGACGGAGCACAACACGAUGCAUCCCAAGAAGUGCUUGUGACACAAAUCCCGGAACCCACCAACCCAUACACCAAAAAAAUAAGCAUGCAUCUGCACCACUGGCAGAUCUUUUACAUGCUUGCUUAUUUCACAAGAUUCACACAUCCCGUUUCUCAAGUGGGUGCAGGCAUUGUUCUUGCAUGCUAUAUGGAAGGCAUUUGCGCAUGUAACGUAUCGUGA
Messenger RNA from Lichtheimia ornata, 894 nucleotides. RefSeq lists its product as uncharacterized. Bases 1 to 894 code for a protein of 297 amino acids. The record is from RefSeq and is a predicted model, not a curated record. NCBI's taxonomy places the organism in Eukaryota, Fungi, Mucoromycota, Mucoromycetes, Mucorales, Lichtheimiaceae. The transcript has 4 exons.